AGACACAGUUUUUAACAAUGGAAAACUUGAACCAACUGCAGAUCUACAGCACAGAGCUUGCCACAGCCAUUGUGAGCCUCUCCAGCCAUUCUCAAAAUGGUGAUCUCCAACAGGGCCCAAGCUCUCAACCAGUCUCUAACUCGGAGGGAGCGCACCGAGCUAGGGAAAAGAUAUCAUCUAUUGUUACAAAGAUCAGGACACUGUUAUGGAGUCCGACUGACUUUCUUCAACACCUUGCGUGUCAGAACCAGAUCCUGUCUUGCCUGAAGUGGCUAGGCGAGAACCAGAUCCUAGCUUGUAUUCCCUUGGCUGAAAUCGUUCCAAUCAAGGAUAUCGCCGAUCUGACUGGCGUCUCAGCAACGCAAUUAAACCGUAUCAUUCGUCUAACAGCAACGGCUGGUUUUCUCGCCGAACCAAAAGCCGCCCAUGUCGCCCAUACGCCGCUCUCGGCUUCGUUUUUCUCGAACCCCUCACUUCUUGACACCGCGAUGUUACUAUCGGAAUUUGUCGCUCCGGCCACUCUGCAGAUAGGUCAGCAAGCUCCUCAACAGGGCAGCGAGUUGCAGCAGCAGCAGCAACCUAGCAUUUAUGACAGCAUCCUAUCUUCAGCCCACUCAUUUCAUGUUGCACGCGAGUGCCGACCCAAGUUGAACCGUCAGUGGUCAGCUUAUCUUCACCAGGUCGGAGGCCUAUACACUGCUACGGACGUGGCCGCGAUUCUCACUCAGCUCAACUGGGCCAAGAUUAGCAAUGUACCAGAUGCAUGCAUAUUCGAGGUGAAUGUGGAGUCGUUAUCGAGCUCAGUAGCCCAGUCUCUUGCAGAGAUAUACCCAAAUCUGCACUUUAAUGUACAGGUUCUCGACCGAGACUCCAAUAUAGCACCUGAACGAGAGUCAGAGAACUUCAACCCUCGUCUCACAGUCACGAAUCGUAGACGUGGUGAACGACAGACUGCCAAUGAGGCUGUCGUCUACAUUCUCCACCUCCCAUUACGCUCACCCAAUAACGUCCGCAAUGAGCUCAUGGGCCACAUAGAUGCCCUUAGGAUACAUGGAAGCAUUUUGCUCAUUUUGACGGCUCGUUUACUUCCCGAACCGGGUACACUGUCCGACCCUCAUGUGGAAGCCGUCGCCCGCUCGCGCGAUCUUGUUUUGUUGCAGCUAGCCAAUGAAAGCGAAAUGGAGUUGGGAGAGCUUCUUGAGGUUAUAGGUACGGUCAAGGACAGCAUGGGGAAGUUGGUUGUAACAAAAAAACUCUCCGCUCGUAACGGAUUGGUCGUCUCUUUGGUAGUCAAAUAUGAGGCCAGUCAGCCCAUGUAUGAACUCUAGUGGCGGUUUUCAUCUAGGUAUACUUCACCAAAUUAGUAUCAAAUGUUGCCAUGAAGAAUAUUACAACAUUUCGACCUACCAUGUCAUACGUUUGAAGGAUCUUUGCGACACAUCAAAUAGAGGACUUCGUGUUAGUUUAUUACGUUUCAUUAUGUUCGCAACAAGGCCCCGAGCUUAUUCAGUGAUACUCUCCCCAAUAUUUACAUU
Messenger RNA from Talaromyces stipitatus ATCC 10500, 1535 nucleotides. RefSeq names its product O-methyltransferase family protein. The transcript has 3 exons. Gene Ontology annotation, molecular function: methyltransferase activity. Bases 18 to 1328 code for a protein of 436 amino acids. Lineage: Eukaryota; Fungi; Ascomycota; Eurotiomycetes; Eurotiales; Trichocomaceae. The record is from RefSeq and is a predicted model, not a curated record.